This is a messenger RNA of Thalassophryne amazonica, 4557 nucleotides long. It is a transcript of the gene adam10a, whose product is annotated as ADAM metallopeptidase domain 10a. Gene Ontology annotation, cellular component: synaptic membrane; plasma membrane. The coding region runs from base 155 to 2413 and encodes 752 amino acids. Gene Ontology annotation, biological process: membrane protein ectodomain proteolysis; Notch signaling pathway. The transcript has 16 exons. Gene Ontology annotation, molecular function: metalloendopeptidase activity involved in amyloid precursor protein catabolic process. Lineage: Eukaryota; Metazoa; Chordata; Actinopteri; Batrachoidiformes; Batrachoididae. The record is from RefSeq and is a predicted model, not a curated record.
ACGCGUCGGAGCUUCAGCGUCAAAGGGAGGCAGUAGUAGCAGUUAGCAGGCUAACUAGGAAGGGCGGCUUUAAGUGGAAGAAAGAAAAACAAGAAGGUACAGCUGUUUCAGUGGAAAGCUUAGUCUGGUUACUUGUCUGACAGGGAAGAUCGAUAUGCUAUUUGUUAAGCUGAUUUUUAUGUUCUCUUGCCUACGAGAAAUUCCAGGUCAGUUUGAGAAUACUCUGAACAAAUACAUCCGCCAUUAUGAAGGUUUGUCAUAUGACACAGAAGCUCUUCACAACCAUCACCAGAGAGCAAAGAGGGCACUCUCUCCACAAGACAGAACCGUGCACCUCAACUUCCAUGCUCAUGGACGGCAUUUCAAUUUGAGGAUGAAGAGGGAUACAACCCUGUUUUCUCCCGAUCUCAUCAUUGAGGUUUCAGGAGAAGAUGCACCGGUUGAUACAUCUCACAUUUACAGUGGUGAAAUCUUUGGUGAAAAGGGCACCCUGACCCAUGGCUCUGUGAUCGACGGGCGCUUUGAGGGUUUCAUCAAAACUCAUCAUGGAACAUAUUAUGUUGAACCCUCUGAGAGAUACCUAAAGGGCAAGGAGGUGCCCUUCCACUCAGUUAUCUAUCACGAGGAUGACAUUAAUUAUCCUCAUAAGUAUGGGUCCAAGGGUGGCUGUGCUGACCACUCAGUAUUUGAAAGGAUGAAGAAGUACCAGGCAUCUGCAAUAGAGCCAAGCAAGGGUGUGAACAGUGUUUUGGAGGAGGAAUCCUCCUAUGGUCCUGUAAUUCUAAGGAAAAAGAGGGCAACAGGGAAAGAGAAGAACACAUGCCAGCUCUUCAUCCAGACUGACCACCUCUUCUUCAGAUACUACGGUACAAAAGAGGCUGUCAUUGCCCAGAUUUCCAGCCAUGUAAAGGCCAUUGACUCAAUUUACCAGGCAACAGACUUCAUGGGAAUCCGAAAUAUCAGCUUCAUGGUUAAGAGGAUCAAGAUAAACACAACUGAUGAUGAAAAGAAAAGUAACAAUCCAUUUCGCUUUGCCAACAUUGGUGUGGAGAAGUUUUUGGAACUGAACUCUGAGCAGAACCACGAUGGCUACUGCCUGGCCUAUGUCUUCACAGACAGGGACUUUGAUGAUGGGGUGCUGGGAUUGGCUUGGGUCGGAGCUCCCUCAGGGAGCUCAGGGGGUAUCUGUGAGAAGAGCAAGUUGUACUCUGAUGGAAAGAAAAAGUCUCUGAACACUGGUAUUAUUACUGUGCAGAACUAUGCAUCCCAUGUCCCUCCCAAGGUUUCACACAUCACCUUUGCGCAUGAAGUUGGACACAACUUUGGCUCUCCUCAUGACUCUGGCAUUGAAUGCACACCAGGGGAGUCGAAGAUGCAAGACAAAAAGGAACAGGGCAACUACAUCAUGUAUGCCAGAGCCACAUCUGGGGACAAGCUCAACAAUAACAAGUUCUCUCUCUGCAGCAUUCGCAAUAUAAGCCAGGUUCUGGAGAAGAAAAGGGUCUUCUGUUUUGUUGAGUCUGGUCAUCCUAUCUGUGGUAAUGGAUUAGUGGAGAAGGGAGAAGAGUGUGACUGUGGCUACAGCGAUCAGUGUACCGACAUCUGCUGCUAUAACGCCAAUGAGGCAGAAGACAAAAAGUGCAAACUGCAGCCUGGCAAAAUCUGCAGUCCCAGUCAGGGCCCGUGUUGUACAGCAGAGUGCACUUACAAAGGUCCAAAUGAGAUGUGCAGGGAGGAGUCACAGUGCGCUCUUCAUGGCAUGUGCAACGGAGCUACAGCUGUGUGUCCUGCCUCAGAACCAAAGGCCAACUUCACCUCCUGCCAUAAAGAUACACAAGUCUGCCUCAAUGGGGUCUGCUCUGGUUCCAUUUGCGAUAAGUAUGGUCUGGAGGUAUGCACGUGUGCCAGCCAAGAUGGCAAGGAUGAGGCAUCUGAGCUGUGCCAUGUCUGCUGCAUGGAGAAAACAAACCCCAGCGCCUGCAGCAGCACAGGUUCAGAGAAAUGGAGUCGUUUCUUCAACAAGAAUAUCACAACACUGCAGCCCGGCUCACCUUGCAAUGACUUUAAGGGCUACUGUGACGUGUUUAAUAGGUGCCGUCUGGUGGAUGCUGACGGGCCACUGGCAAGGUUAAAGAAGGCCAUCUUCAAUGCAGUACUCUAUGAGAACAUUGCAGAGUGGAUAGUGGUUUACUGGUGGGCGGUGUUGUUGAUGGGCAUUGCUCUAAUUAUGUUGAUGGCAGGCUUCAUCAAGAUUUGCAGUGUACACACUCCAAGCAGCAACCCCAAACUGCCUCCACCAAAGCGGCUGCCAGAUACUCUGAGGAGGCGAAGACCCCAACAUGCAAACCCACAGGGCCAGCGCCACCCCCGUCAGCACAGAGAAAACUAUCAGAUGGGCCAGAUGAGGCGCUGAGAUGCUGGUCUGCUCUUUGCCUUGGUUCUUUCUUGUGCCUACAGCUGGAGCACUUCUCUCCAAAGAGUCAGACCUGUCAACUGAACUGAUUUCACUGGACAAAGCCUGACAUUUCCUGGGCCUAACAAACUCACUCAGCACCUCUGAGAGCUACAUCUACAGUGGUUCACACAGCUUUUACAAGAAAUACCUUCUCAUAGGAGGAACUGGAGACAAAUUUUCCAGAUAUUCAUUAUGUAGUUUGUCUUCGUGCUUUUUUUUAAGUCAGGAUGGAAGAAAGAAUGAAGCAUCACAGCGUUGGCUCUGCCUUUGUCCUUCAUUUGUGCCAGCUGUUUUUUUGUUUUUCUUUUUCCCCCUUGUUCUUCCUCCUUGAUGCUGCAGUCAACAGCACAACAUCACGUGAGAUUUUGCUGCCAAUCAAACAGCAUUGAGACCUUGUAUCGGAAGACAUCUUCUUUUGCCAAUGUAAUGACAUUGUUUUAAGUCAAAAAAGCUUUUAUUUCUUAAGGAUAUGUGCUCUUUCAGUGUGCAGUUGUAUAUAUGUUGCAGUAUUUUUUUUAAAAUCUCUCGCUCUCGCUCUCUCUCACUAAGUGAAUUUUUUUUUGUCUGUGUGCUGAUUUACUUUUUAAAUUCACUUUCUCAGGAUUAAUACAUAGAACAGCUGUAUUGGGUGUUGCUGAAAUGAUGUUUGCAUGUUUACUCUAGUGGGGAAGUCCUGCUUUGCUGAUGCUUGUGUAAUUUCAAGUUAGCUGCCGUGAUUGUAGAGGAGGGGUUGUAUGGGAGGAAUGUAGCAGCUACAGUGCAUCAAAAAUGAGCUAUAGCAUUGUUCGCUCAGAGGGUGCUGGAGCUGAGAUUAUCGAAACGUGUAAAUUUGUUGUUGCAACAUGUUUGAAACUGCUGUUUACAUACAGGUAUAGUUUAGAGCUGAAAUGAUCAUUAUUUUCACCGUUUGACUCAUUAGUUUGGCACUGGCAGGUAAAAGGAGCACUUUAUUCUACAGAUGUGCUCGUCUUUGUAUUCAGAAUGAGCAGUUUGAGAAUUAGGAGAAUUUUUUAAUUAAAUUCUGGAAAACACUUGUGAAGUGCAAUUGUAGAAAAGAAAUGAUUUUUAUCCUUAUAGUCUGACUUGUUCAGUUGUCCAUCUUUGACAUUCAUACACUUAAGAGUGUUUAAAGAAGUUAUUUUUUUUAAAACCACUUGCCUGAUGUAUCACGAGCCAGAAAAAACUAACUCAAAUGUGAUGGUGGAUUUUGCUUUUAUUGUUUUUAUUUGCAGCAGUUCAGACAGAUUGCAUAUAGAGGACUUGACUUGAAAAUCUAGAGUUUGUAAAUUUAUUAUUGCUAUAUUGUCACUGUCAACUGGAAAUUGACCUGUUGGUAUAUAUUGGCUGGCCGUAUAUGUCUCGCCAAAUGACUUUCGGUCAACUUCAGUGACAGUUGGAUGAGAAUACAGAAUACUUGCAAGUUACUGGAAAUUUUAAAAAAAUAUAUAUUGUGUACUUUCACACAAGUUGGGCUGCAAUUUAGCAUUGUUUUCUUUGCAGUGUGUAGGACAACUUAUCAGAUACUUUCUAUGCAGAGGUCGGCAGAGAACAAGCCUCUUCACAGAGAAAUGCCUUUAUUGUGUCCUCCUUAGUGGGUACACAAAUGAUCAUUGUCACAGCAAAGUAGUUGGCAGUCAUAUCAAUGCACAACAAUUUAGCUUCUUAACUGACAAAUGUAAUCCUCGGUCACGUCUUGACUGUUUUGGUGUCUUUUUUUUUUUUUUGUUACCUGUGUUGGAGUUGAAGCUUUGCUGAAUGAUGCUUAUAUAUUUUCUUGUAGCUAUGAUGUGCAGAUACUGGCUCUUUAGGGUUAACUCUCUGGGACAAGAUUAUUUUGAGUUUGUUGCAAUGUUAUUGAUAAAAUGUGCACUGAAGUGUGAUGUAACAUCAUAAGUCCAAAAUGGUAAAGGCUCAGUACUACUGUCGGAUUUUAUUGUCUUGUUUUAUACGUUUGUCUUCUAUUGUCCUUUUUAUUUACUUUAUGUUCGGGUUCCAAAUCUGCUCACCUUGACAAUUUUUACUAAAUUUGGAAGGGUAUUGUGCAAAAAUGUAAUUUCUUUUAAAAUUACUUGAAAUGCAUUAAUAAAACAGAAUUGACCAAA